Molecule: messenger RNA, 1699 nt
Organism: Chlamydomonas reinhardtii
Lineage: Eukaryota; Viridiplantae; Chlorophyta; Chlorophyceae; Chlamydomonadales; Chlamydomonadaceae
Exons: 8
Coding region: 121-1062 (313 amino acids)
Biological process (GO): protein peptidyl-prolyl isomerization
Cellular component (GO): chloroplast
Molecular function (GO): peptidyl-prolyl cis-trans isomerase activity
Source: RefSeq, a predicted model, not a curated record
GUUACUGUACAGAAUACAAACCCCUUGCUGCACGCCAUCAGUCCGAACAAGCGCAUCCGGCCGGGCGCGAGUCACAUCGCCAACCCCGCUUGCACAAAAACACACACACGCUUCGUCGCGAUGGCGCACGCCGUGCACACCAAGUCCUAUAGCCGUCAUGUAGGCAGUGCGAACGGCAUUGCAGCGCCUCGCGCGGUGACUCAGGCCCCCGCAAGCCGGCGCCGAGUUGCUGCGGUUUUCGCUGCCGCCGCUGCUGGAGGUACCGCUCGCCCCCGGCCGGAGGCCCCCCGGCCCCCGCCGACCGCCAACAUGGACCGCCGCGGAGUGAUAUCUGCGCUGCUAGCGAGUGCCCUGCUGCUGCCCUCGGCGGCAGUGCAGGCAGAGGAGGUGGUGGGCAGCGUUGGCAGCAAGGUGUUCUUCGACCUGACCAUCAACGGCGAGCCCGCGGGCCGCAUCACAGUGGAGCUCCUUGCGGACGCCCCCGCCGGCGCCUCGCGCUUUGCAUCCCUGGCGGCAGGGCGGCAAGGGGUGGACUACCGCCUGUCCAAAUUCAAUGGCGUGCUGCCGACCUACAUCCGAAAUGACGGCGUGAAGAGCCUGUCGUACACGGCCAACGAGGUGUCGCCCAUCAGCGGCGUGGACACCAUUGACGAGCUGGAGGCUGAGCUCGACAAGCAGACGCGGAAACACGACCAGGCGGGGCUGGUGUCCAUCGUCGUCCGGGAAAAGGAGGAGCGGCCGGUGAAGGAGCGCCUGGUGGCGCGUGACGGCAAACUCAUCACCGUGCUGGAGCAAGCGGGCGAGGCGCCCAACGGCACCCAGUUCGCCAUCACCACCGCGCCCAGCCCCGACCUGGACGGCACCAACCUGAUCAUCGGCCGGGUGGUUGAGGGCGGCGAGCUGCUGGAGCGCAUCGCCAAGCUGCCCGUCAACCGCCCACGCAACGACAACCCCUACUUCCAGGCGGGCAAGGCCAUGGGUGACAAGCGCGCGGUGACGGCGGAGCGCGCCUUCUACCGCCCCUUCCAGAAGGUGGUGGUGGCGGGCAGCGGCGUGCUGUGAGUGCUGAGGCGGCGGUGGCGUGGGGCUUCUGGAAGCUGGUUCGCGGCAGGGGAGUUUUGGUGUUCGCGCCCGCCCUGGUUGGUGGCGUUGGUUGUGGUGUUCGUGUUGGUGGCUAUGGUGCUAGUGGAGGAUGCUCAGAGAGAAGACUAUCUUGCGUAUGUGGUUUCAGGCGUGUCGUGUGUCGGUGUGUACGACAGUGAGGUUAGGCGCAGCGUGCGCGUGGCGAUACUGUUGGCGGUGGCACGCGUUGCCGGUUGUCCUGGCCCAAGACAUUUAGCCGUUUAUUUGGAAGUGAUCUACUUCAUGAUCCAUGGGGUCGUGCAUGGGAUGCGGCUGUUGCGAGGAGCGGCUGCAGGCAGGCCUCAGGCAGUGGGGGCCUGUUCAGGCAGCUGGAGACAUCGCGAUCAGACUCGAGUGCUUCAUGUUGCGAAUAGCGGUCAGGCUGCACAGCCGCAAGAGCAAUUACAGCAACGCAUUGCCUGUUGAUCCUCUUCAGGCAGGUGCGGACAUUGUGAUCAGAUUAGAGUGUGCACGUUGUGAGCGGCGGUUAGGCUGCGCAACCGCACGAGCACGAGCAAGCCAGAGUGGCAGGCGAAUCGCACGGGGCACACGGACCGGCGUGUAAGGCUUCGAAUGC